This is a messenger RNA of Aspergillus ochraceoroseus IBT 24754, 1751 nucleotides long. RefSeq names its product putative aspartyl-tRNA synthetase Dps1 (gene dps1). Gene Ontology annotation, cellular component: cytoplasm; aminoacyl-tRNA synthetase multienzyme complex; cytosol. NCBI's taxonomy places the organism in Eukaryota, Fungi, Ascomycota, Eurotiomycetes, Eurotiales, Aspergillaceae. The transcript has 2 exons. Gene Ontology annotation, molecular function: aspartate-tRNA ligase activity; ATP binding; RNA binding. The record is from RefSeq and is a predicted model, not a curated record. Bases 69 to 1751 code for a protein of 560 amino acids. Gene Ontology annotation, biological process: aspartyl-tRNA aminoacylation.
CGACGGUUUCCUCUCCGGACCUCUCGAUUCAUCCAUUCCCGCCCCCGAUCCACUCUCGCAGGUACACCAUGGCCGAUUCCGAAUUGCCCAUCCGUCCCAAGCCGGAGGAACCUCCCGCAGACGCCCCCGCCGCCGUCGCCGUGGAGGGUGAGGAGCCCGGCAAGAUUAGCAAGAGUGCCUUGAAGAAGCUGGCGAAGGAGAAAGCCAAGGCUGAGAAGGCUGCGCAGAGAGCGGCGCAGGAGAAAGCCCAGGCAGCUGCUGCCGAGGCCAGCGAUACCGCGAAGCAUCUCUACGGCCCUAUGCCCGAUUCCGAGGACGUGCUUGCGUGCACGCGAUUUUCCAACAUCAACGACGAACAAUACGAGAAGGAAAUUACAGUGGUAGCCCGGGUGGAUAAUGCCCGAGUACAGAGCGCGAAAUUGGCCUUCCUGAUGCUGCGACAGCAGGGUCAGAAAAUCCAGGCCGUUAUUGCCGCGGCAGAGCCCAUCUCGCGGCAGAUGGUCAAAUAUACCGGCGGGUUGAAUGUCAACUCCAUCGUCCAGGUCACUGGUAUUGUCAAGAAGCCCGAAGUGCCCAUUGCCUCCGCGACCCUGAGCAACCACGAAAUCCAUAUCCGCAAAGUGUACAUGAUUGCCGAAGCGGCCCAACAACUCCCCAUGCAGGUCAAGGAUGCCGAACGACCCCCGCCCGAGACCACCGACGAGGGCUUCCAGGUCGAUGCCGAUGGCGCUCCGAUCGUCACCCUCAAGACCCGUCUCGACAACCGUGUCUUGGAUCUCCAGACCGCCACCAGCCAGGCUAUCACCUGGAUUUCCAGUGGGGUGGCCGAGCUGUUUGCAGAGUAUAUGAUUAAGAGUGGUUCUCGAUGGAUCUUCACACCCAAGCUGGUCGGUGCGGCUACGGAGGGUGGUAGCAACGUCUUCGAGAUCAAGUACUUCAAGAGAAAUGCCUACUUGGCUCAGUCCCCCCAGCUGUACAAGCAAAUGUGUAUUGCCGGGGACAUGGAGAACGUCUUCGAAAUCGCCCCCGUCUUCCGUGCCGAGGACAGCAACACCCACCGACACUUGACUGAGUUCGCUGGUCUCGAUUUCGAGAAGACCUUCCAGUCUCACUACCACGAGGUUCUGGAGUUCGCCGAGAAUCUCCUCGUCUUCAUCCUCACCCAGCUCAAGGAGCGAUACAAGGAACAAAUCGCCAUCAUCCAAAAGUCCUAUCCCAAGGCGGGCGACUUCAAACUCCCCAAGGACGGCAAGGCGCUGCGCCUGAACUAUAUGGAUGGUGUGGCAAUGCUGAAGGAAGCCGGCGUGGACAUGUCCGAGCAGGAACGAUUCGAGAACGAUUUCACCACGAACAUGGAGAAGCAACUGGGCCAGAUCAUCCGUGAAAAGUACGACACCGACUUCUACGUGCUGGACAAGUUCCCCAUGGCUGUCCGUCCAUUCUACACCAAGGCCUGCCCCCAGGAUCCCCGAUUCUCCAACUCGUAUGAUUUCUUUAUGCGCGGCGAGGAAAUCAUGUCUGGUGCCCAACGUAUUAACGACGUGAAGGAGCUGGAGGCAUCGAUGGCCGCCAAGGGUCUCGACCCCAGCCAGGAAGGCUUCGAAGACUACAUCGCUGCGUUCCGCCAGGGAUGUCCUCCCCACGCUGGUGGUGGACUGGGUAUGAACCGUAUCGUCAUGUUCUUCCUGGGACUGCCCAACGUGCGUUUGGCCACGCUCUUCCCCCGUGACCCCCAGCGUCUGCGCCCUUAA